This is a messenger RNA of Mustela erminea (ermine), 5124 nucleotides long. RefSeq names its product GDNF inducible zinc finger protein 1 (gene GZF1). Lineage: Eukaryota; Metazoa; Chordata; Mammalia; Carnivora; Mustelidae. Bases 1119 to 3542 code for a protein of 807 amino acids. Gene Ontology annotation, molecular function: protein binding. The record is from RefSeq and is a predicted model, not a curated record. Gene Ontology annotation, biological process: regulation of immune system process; regulation of cytokine production; negative regulation of transcription by RNA polymerase II. The transcript is spliced from 6 exons.
AACACACUUCUCAUACCUUUAUGACAGGAGUUAGUUGUGCAACUUUGGAACAAGGCGCCCAUUAAAGUUAGUCUCCUAGGAAACUGGGAGAUUGGGCGCUUUCUCUCUGGAUGCUUACACUGCGAACAGAUGGCUUCGGGAGCCCUUGAACACAGCUGUUCUAGGUUCUGGAUCAUAAAGCUGACUCAGGGCCUAGCUAAUCUUCAGAAGGAAUUAGGUACAUCUCAAAGAGAAAAUACUUACAAUGAUCACUUUUCUAAACUACUUGCUCAAAAAGGGGAGGAAAAUAUUUUCAACAGAAAGUUAAGCGUCUGAUUUUUAAUCUGCGUUUUAUAGUCCUACAAAUUACCGGCACACCCUGAGGGUAAGACCCCGCCCAGUGCACCGGCCACAGUAGCAACAGGAUCUCGCAAAUCUUUAGCCAUUGGCUCGCAGCGGGAAGUCAGGCCGGAUUAAUCGAGAACUGGAAGUUUAAUUUAAGGCGAGUCUUCCAGAACAGAAUUUUGAUUAAGAGUGCACAGGAUGCAUGGAAGCAGCAAGGUUUGGGGCUGAAGGAUUCAAAGACGGAGCAUGGAUUCUUUCCACCGAAGGGCGGCUGGGUCUUUGGGAAGCUCCACAAUGAGCACUCAAACCACGUGCGUGGCUGCAGACUCCCGGGACCCUACACGGUACGCUGAAGCAAGGUGAGAGGUGGGGUCUCGUGGCUCUUGAGCCGGGGCCAACUCUGGCGGCGACCCUGCGGGAAGAAUGCCCGCCGAGCACCCCGCCCCUAGCCAACCCAGUCCUGCAGCACGUGGAAGCGCUUUGUCCGCCACCGGCCAGUCUCAGGACGCACGCGGAAAGCCAGCUCCUUCCCGGUGCCAGCCGCCGUCGUAGAUCCUCCCCUUCUUCGAGUGGCGGACAACGCACCGGACUACGUGUACCACCCGGACUACAAAUGCCACAGGCAGGCAACCGAAGACAGGCCCGAAAGUGACCACGCACCCCUCCCCCACUCACGUGACCUUCUGGGGCUGUCCUGGCCCCGCCCCCUCCGCGCCAAGAACAGCCACGGAACCGCCUUCGUUGUCUUCUGCGCAGGCGCAAACCGUGACUCGCUGCUGGUGACGCAAUCCAGCAUGGACUUGGGCUCCAAGCAUCUGUCGAAUCACGUAACUCUGCUCGAACGGUCUCCGCAGUCAGACGUGCGCGCGCAGCCCCCACCCCUAGACACGGGAGGGGCGGGGCCGUCUGGGGGCGGAGCGGGCCGGGGCGGCCAAUCGGCGGCGCCCGCGCUGUUGUCCCGCCCCGCCCAGCCAGCCGUCGGUCCCCGGGGGCCUGGUCCGGUGGACGCGCGGUGGCGGCGGCGGCGGCGGCAACGCCGGCUGGGAGAGCUGUUACUCGAAAGAAGAAACAUGGAAAGUGGUGCGGUUCUGCUGGAAUCCAAAUCCUCACCAUUCAACCUUCUGCAUGAAAUGCAUCAGCUACGCCUUCUUGGUCACCUGUGUGAUGUGACUGUCAGCGUGGAAUACCAGGGCGUCCGUGAAGAGUUCAUGGCUCAUAAGGCUGUGUUGGCAGCCACCAGCAAAUUCUUUAAGGAGAUGUUCCUUAAUGAGAAGACUGUAGAUGGUACGAGGACUAACGUUUAUCUAAAUGAAGUACAAGUUGUUGACUUUGCCUCAUUUCUCGAGUUUGUGUACACUGCAAAGGUACAGGUAGAAGAAGAUCGGGUGCAGCGAAUGCUGGAAAUGGCUGAGAAACUAAAAUGUCUGGACUUAUCAGAGACUUGUUUUCAGUUGAAGAAACAGAUGUUAGAAUCUGUACUUCUGGAGUUGCAGAACUUCUCUGAGUCUCAGGAGGCAGAAGGGAGCGGUGACUCCCAAGCCGCUGUUGCUCCUGACCCCAGGGCACGUUCCCCAGGGGACAGUCCUCUCACUAAUGGCCUUGGGGAUUCCUCAGAUCCCCUAGUAGAGACAAUCAGCAAUGGCGUGUUGCCAGAUAUGCCCCUGAAGAAGUCCAAGGAGAAACCUGACAAGAAAAAAGAUGCAAUCAAGCCUCCCUACCCCAAAAUCAGAAGGGCCAGUGGAAGGCUGGCUGGAAGAAAGGUGUUUGUGGAAAUCCCUAAAAAGAAAUACACAAGAAGGCUGCGAGAGCAGCAGAAAAGUGCCGAGGAUGACAUGGGGGACUGCCAAAGCCCCGAGGACCCCAACCCAGAGGCCAUGGGAGCAGAGGUGGAGCCCGUCACAAAGCGUGAGGAGGGCGGAGUGGGAGUGGAGGCAGCCCAGGAGCUGCCAAAAGCAGGCAGCAGGGAGGACGCAGGAGGUGUGGAGGAGGAUGAUGACGAGGAGGAGGAGGGCGAGAAGAGGAAGAGCAACUUCAAGUGCACUAUCUGUGAAAAAGCCUUUCUGUAUGAGAAGAGCUUCCUGAAACAUAUCCGGCACCACCAUGGGGUGGCCACUGAGGUGGUUCAUCGCUGUGACACGUGCGGCCAGACCUUUGCCAACCGCUGCAACCUCAAGAGCCACCAGCGCCAUGUGCACAGCAGCGAGCGCCACUUCCCAUGCGAGCUGUGCGGCAAGAAGUUCAAGCGGAAGAAGGAUGUCAAGCGGCACGUGGUGCAGGUGCACGAGGGUGGUGGCGAGCGCCACCAGUGCCAGCAGUGCGGCAAGGGCCUGAGCUCCAAGACAGCGCUGCGACUGCACGAGCGGACGCACACAGGCCACAAGCCCUAUGGCUGCACCGAGUGCGAGGCCAAGUUCUCGCAGCCCUCGGCGCUGAAGACCCACAUGAGAAUUCAUACAGGGGAAAAACCUUUUGUCUGUGAUGAAUGUGGUGCAAGAUUCACUCAGAACCACAUGCUGAUUUAUCAUAAAAGGUGUCACACAGGUGAAAGACCUUUCAUGUGUGAAACAUGUGGCAAGAGUUUUGCUUCUAAGGAGUAUUUAAAACAUCACAAUAGAAUCCAUACUGGAUCCAAACCCUUUAAAUGUGAAGUUUGUUUCAGGACUUUUGCCCAGCGGAAUUCACUCUACCAGCACAUUAAAGUCCAUACAGGGGAACGUCCUUAUUGCUGUGACCAGUGUGGGAAGCAGUUCACCCAGCUCAACGCGCUCCAGCGUCACCAUCGCAUCCACACGGGGGAGAAGCCAUUCAUGUGUAACGCGUGCGGGCGGACAUUCACUGACAAGUCCACCCUGCGGCGGCAUACCUCGAUACAUGAUAAGAAUACUCCAUGGAAGUCUUUCCUUGUUAUUGUAGAUGGCUCACCCAAGAGCGAUGACACGCACAAGACUGAGCAGCUGGAUGAAGAAUAUACGUCAUCCAAACUUUCGGAUAAAUUGCUGUCUUUUGCAGAAAAUGGCCAUUUUCACAACCUUGCCACAGUCCAAGGCAGUGUGUCCACAGUGCAUGAGAACAGUUCUGCAGACGCAGCCUGCAAGUCGGACGAUUGCGUGGUGUCUCAGGACACACUGCUGGCCACCACCAUCAGUGAGCUCAGUGAGCUGACUCCACAGGCAGACACGAUGCCAACACAGCUUCACUCGCUGACCAACAUGGAAUGAGAGCUUUGGUGCCUGCCAGGCAGAUCCUACGCUGCGUCUCCGCAUGUGUGAUUGCUGUAUGCAGGUUCACGUCAGGGGCGAAGACGAAUUGUCUGCGAGCAGAGUGGGCAAUACCUUCUGCACAUUUUCCUGAAUCUCUGCUAACUUGCACGUCUUUAUCAAAGCAUUUUUAGAGCUUCCCCUUAAAAAAUCCUAGUCUGCAUGAUCUCAGCUAUGCUUGAUCGACAAAGCAGUUAACAUGACCUCACUGGAUCCUGGUGCAGGUCGUAUGCAUAACGCUUGUCCUGAUGUGUAGGAAGUUUGGACAACUAUGGAAAUGUAGAAUACAGAGCCCUGGCCCAGCUCAUGAAGUUUAUGUUAGUGAUCUCCCUGGUCUCUCAGCCUGCCUUACCCCUCUGUGUGGGUUUAGUUCCCUGAUAAUUUUAAGCUAUUUUUCUACCAAGCUGAAAUAAAACUGGGACCAUGUAUUUUCAGCUCUUUGCUGUUGAACAGAAGCAAGUCGAUUUGCUUGGGGACCCUUGAGUUGGGACUGAAGAAAUGGAUGGUUGCAUUCAUUCUCUUCCACCUCCUGUCUGUAGGCACUAAAAGGAAUGACAAUUUGAACACUUGAAAAAUAGCUUUCUGUAAUCUGUACUCAUAGCACAUUCACAGCUAGGAAGUUGGCCGUAGAGUGACUGCUGAAAUGAAGUGUAGCUGUUGGGUUUCAUUCCUAAAGUCUGAUUAGGUAAAAGCUGUCCUACCAAAGAUUCUAGCAGCAAAUGGUGUAGUGUUUUUGCAGAAGUGUAAAAAAGUGAAGUAAGAGGCUUUAGAACACUUGAAACACUGUGGAGUCCUUUUAUUCACAAGUAGCAAUGAGGUGAUCUGGCAAAUCUUAGAACACAGAGUGUUAGUAUUUUUGGCUAGGUUUUCCUGACUUAACUCUGUGACUUUCAGAAAUGCAGAAUUCCUCUUUUAUGUAUCAAGAGCUUGAAACAGGUAAGUAGUUCCCUCACAUUUCUUUCCUUGGGAACAUGUGAGCACAUAAGCAGAAGGGACCAAAACCCUUGGAACUUGUCUUUGAUUAUGCCUUAAGAGUAGAUUGUGAAGAACCAGGAACUUUGCCUUCAGUGCUCCUGUGGCUGGCUCAUGCUGGCCUUCUGCUUAAAAUGAAUUUGCAGUGAAGUUAAUUCUUUAUUUGCUAAGCCUGAUUCUUGGUUCCAGUGGCUUGGAUGUGUGGCCGCAUGCUUUGUGCUUUGACUCACAUGUAACCCUAAACAUAAUAUUUAAAGAGAGAACCCGAAGAGUUUUUUUGUUCACUAGUUGUUUUCCUUGUAUUUUAAUUUAUUAAACUUGCUGUGAAAACAUGUUCACUUUCUAAGAGAAAGGUACUUUAUCCUAAGUUCCAGGAUGAAGAUACAGCUGUACCAUGCCAGAAACUAAUGUGGGAAGACUCUCCCUAAAUGCUUAUUUUGUUUUAACUUGUAACAUGUUAAGUAAAUACUAAAACCACUCUAAGAUGUUUUAGGUGCUAACAUGUUUCACACUUGCUCUUGAAGAUGGCAGUACUGAAUUUUCAGUGAUGACAGUGUAUCCUGGUUGUGUU